UGGGAGACUGGGAAGGCUUCCGGGGCCGGCCUGGCCGCUGAGAGCCGCUGUCAUGGCGGCCAUUCUGUGGGGCUUCUUUUUCGUCCUUCUGCUGUUGCUAUCAGGGGAUGCCCAGAGCUCGGAGCUGCCUGGGGCUACGGCCGAUGGGUCAGGAGGGAUUGGGGUCGGCAUAGGAGAUCGCUUCAAGAUUGAGGGACGUGCGGUUGUUCCAGGGGUGAAGCCCCAGGAUUGGAUCUCGGCAGCCCGAGUGCUGGUAGACGGAGAAGAGCACGUCGGGUUCCUUAAGACAGAUGGGAGUUUUGUGGUUCAUGAUAUACCUUCUGGAUCUUAUGUAGUAGAAGUUAUAUCUCCAGCUUACAGGUUUGAUCCUGUCCGAGUGGAUAUCACUUCAAAAGGAAAAAUGAGAGCAAGAUAUGUGAAUUACAUCAAAACAUCAGAAGUGGUCAGACUUCCCUAUCCUCUCCAAAUGAAAUCUUCAGGCCCACCUUCUUACUUUAUUAAGAGGGAAUCAUGGGGCUGGACAGACUUUCUAAUGAACCCAAUGGUUAUGAUGAUGGUUCUUCCAUUAUUGAUAUUUGUGCUUCUGCCCAAAGUGGUCAACACAAGUGAUCCUGACAUGAGACGGGAGAUGGAACAGUCAAUGAAUAUGCUGAAUUCCAACCAUGAAUUGCCUGAUGUUUCUGAGUUCAUGACAAGACUCUUCUCUUCAAAAUCAUCUGGCAAGUCGAGCAGUGGCAGCAGUAAAACAGGCAAAAGUGGGGCUGGCAAAAGGAGGUAGUUGGACAGUCCAGAGAUAGCAUUUGCACAGACAUGGCAACACUGGGUGACAUCCAAGCCUUGAGGGAAAACCGUGAAGCAACUACUGUAAACUUGAGUCAUCCUUAAAGUUGAUCUCUUAUAACUGUUGUGUGUGGUAAUUCUUUAGCACGUGUUUUGUACUUGGUACACAAGAAAACCCAGCUUUCAUCUUUUGUCUGUAUAAGGUCAAUAUUGAUGUCACUGAAUUAAUUACAGUGUCCUAUAGAAAAUGACAUUAAUAAAUUAUAUGAAGUUCUAUACAUUAUGUAUAUUAAAAUGUCUUAAUCCAGAGAUAGAAUUAUCUUGUCAUUUCUUCUUUACUUGAUAUUUCUUUUAUUCCAGACAGCUUUGUUCUUUCAUUAUAUGAAGCUUGAAAUUGAUCUUUCCUAUCUAAAAAGAAGUGGUUGCUAUUUUUAGAGCAGCAUGAACCAUUGGGUUUUUUAAUGGCCAGACCUUGAAAAUUAUCAGCCCUGCCCUGCAUUUAACAUUUCCUGAUGUUUGAGGUAGAACCAAAUUCUGAUGUCUUAAUUUGUGUUAUUACAGUUAGUUUCAGAGUAUGGAUAUAUGAAUUAGAGUAGAUGUUACCCGUUUUUAAGUUUUUGUUACCAUCAUUGGGAUUCAUUGAGUAUCAGCUAUGUGCUGUACUUCAAGGAGGGAUUCAGAGAUGGAGAAUGUCAGUGGCUGUCCUCAACAGAGCUUAUUAUGGAAAGAGGAAGCCCAAAUAAUAACAGGGAAUGCGUAGCCAGGGGAAGGAAGUGCAGCAGUAGGAGAGCCUUCUGGAGACUGAGGAUGGAAAAUCAACCUUAGAGCUCCAUGUUGUAACGUUGGUAGUGUAGCACAGGUACCUUUUAAAUCCUCUUGUCUCUCUCAUCAUUGAUUUUCAGAGUUGUUGGAAUGUAAAUAUUACUUUCCAAUCAGGAUUAUCUCAAAAACUUUAUGUCAAUAAGUUAUAAAAAUUUCAUACCUUUUGUUUUUAAUUAAAAAGGAACUCAGACUAUUUAUAGUAUUACUGUAGUAAAGGUCUCCUAUUCUCUUCUAUGAUAAAGAACUCCCCUAUUGCUUUCUUAAGGUUAUUAAGUCUGCCAGAAUGACAAAAAAAUAUUCCAAACUCGUAUUUACCCUUUUGUAGUAGGUACAAUUGUUCAUUUUGAAAUGAGGUUCAUAGGUUUUCUUUUAAAGACAUAAGCUUUGAUACAGGACAUUUUAUUAACUCAUAUAGUGUUUGUAUUAUUAUAUGCUAAAGUUACCAAACUGGUUAAGCUAUGAAUGAUUAAGGGGGGAAACUGGGCAAUGGUAGAACUAGGUAGGUCUUUGGAAAUGGAGUCAUUUAUUGAAAAUAACUUAAAUAUUAGAAUGCUAGUUGAAUGAAAGUUGCAAUUUAAAGGAGACAGGAUAUAGUGAGAGUCAUAGUUAUAUGACUGGAAAUCAUCUUGAAAAAUUUGAAAAUUUGGGGUGUCAAAAUUUGCACAUAGAAUACCUAAUGACCAAAAAAUUAAAAAGACUUUCAAGGAAAUGAUUUCAUAUCUUAAUUAAGAAAGUUUGUGGUUAUUUUACAUAGAUUCUAAAACCAUCUGAAUAUAAUAUAUAUACAUCCCUUAUAUUAUGGAAUAUUAUUAUAUCAGUUGUAUAUGAACAUCUUAUCUUUGCAUGGAACCUUCGUCAAAUGCUUAUUGUGCUUACAGGUGAAGAAAUUAUUGUAUUUUAUUGGACAAUAUUGGGUUCAGUGCAAAGAGACUGUUUAGCUGCUAACUUGCAUUUUGUGACUUUGGGCAAGUCACUUCCCUCUUUGAACCAUAUUUUAUCUUGUUCAUUGUUGUAUUUCCAGCAUUGAGCGUAUAUAUAAGCACACAAUAAAUGUUUUUUGAAUGAAUAAAA
Molecule: messenger RNA, 2673 nt
Organism: Lynx canadensis (Canada lynx)
Lineage: Eukaryota; Metazoa; Chordata; Mammalia; Carnivora; Felidae
Gene: EMC7
Product: ER membrane protein complex subunit 7
Exons: 5
Coding region: 53-778 (241 amino acids)
Cellular component (GO): EMC complex
Molecular function (GO): carbohydrate binding
Source: RefSeq, a predicted model, not a curated record